Salvia miltiorrhiza (redroot sage) is the source of this 2107-nucleotide messenger RNA. Its product is annotated as splicing factor U2af large subunit B-like. Gene Ontology annotation, cellular component: U2-type prespliceosome; commitment complex; U2AF complex. Gene Ontology annotation, biological process: mRNA processing. Lineage: Eukaryota; Viridiplantae; Streptophyta; Magnoliopsida; Lamiales; Lamiaceae. The record is from RefSeq and is a predicted model, not a curated record. The transcript is spliced from 14 exons. Gene Ontology annotation, molecular function: poly-pyrimidine tract binding; pre-mRNA 3'-splice site binding. The coding region runs from base 196 to 1932 and encodes 578 amino acids.
UCAACUGAUGGACGGCUCUGAUCCAUUAUUCCUAUCCUAUAGCUCAUCUUCUGUGUGUCUUUGACUUCCCUACUUGUUUCUAACCCUAAUAUAUAUCCAUUCUCUUAAUUCCGCUUCUCCUUCGUCUGCAUCUUCAAUUCCAGAGUUUGGGGACGCAGCAGCAGAUUCGAGAAAAGGUUCAAACAUUGUUUUCAGAUGGCAACUCACGAAACUGAUGGAAAUUCCCUUUCUCCAUCUCGUACAGAAUCACCCGAACCAGCAGCCAUGCAGGAGAAGUCUCACAAAGGUUCCUCAAGUUCUGGAUCCAAGCAUGAAUCUCGUGAACAUGCUAGAGAUAGGGAGAGAGAGUCCUCUAAAAGCAGAGACAGGGAGAGGGAAAGAGGUCGAGAAAAAGAUAGAGAUAGGGACAAAGAGAAGGAUAGGGAGCGAGAAAGGGAGAGGGACAAAGACAGAGAUAGGGAAAGGGAUAAGGACAGGGAAAGGGAACGGGACAAAGAUCGUGAUCGGCAUCACCGAGAUCGCCACAGAGACCGAAGUGAGAGAAGGGAAAGGACCAGAGAUAGGGAUGAUGAUGAUGACUACUACCGUAGCCGAGACUAUGACAGGCGGAAAGAUUAUGACAAAGGUAGGGAGGAAAGACACAGGCACAGAUCAAGAUCUCGUUCUAGGGCUAAAUCUGAGCACAGAUCAAGGUCACGGUCUCGUUCACGUUCCAAAAGCAAAAGGAUGAGUGGUUUUGACAUGGCUCCUCCUGCUGCAUUGCUUCCAAAUACUGCCGCUGCUGUUGCAGGUCAGCUUCCGGGAGUCACCCCCACCCUUCCUGGAAUGUUCCCCAAUAUACUACCUUUGCCAGGAGGACAGUUUGGAGCCCUCCCUGCGAUGCCUGUGCAGGCAAUGACUCAGCAGGCUACCAGACAUGCUCGCAGGGUCUAUGUUGGCGGACUUCCACCAACUGCUAAUGAACAGUCUGUGGCAACAUUCUUCAGUCAUGUUAUGUCAGCAAUCGGAGGAAAUACUGCCGGUCCAGGAGAUGCCGUUGUGAAUGUUUACAUUAACCAUGAGAAGAAAUUUGCUUUUGUGGAGAUGAGAUCAGUUGAGGAGGCUAGCAAUGCAAUGGCUUUAGAUGGCAUUAUUUUUGAGGGUGCACCAGUUAAAGUGAGAAGACCGAGUGACUACAACCCUUCGCUUGCUGCCACUCUAGGCCCCAGUCAACCUAAUCCCAAUCUGAAUCUUGCAGCUGUUGGGUUGACACCAGGAUCUGCUGGGGGGCUUGAGGGUCCCGACCGCAUAUUUGUUGGUGGGUUGCCGUAUUAUUUCACAGAAUCACAGAUCAGGGAGUUGCUCGAAUCCUUUGGACCACUUCGGGGUUUUGAUCUGGUUAAAGAUAGAGAAACCGGGAACUCCAAAGGCUAUGCAUUUUGUGUUUACCAGGAUUUAUCAGUUACAGAUAUUGCUUGUGCAGCUCUUAAUGGGAUAAAGAUGGGUGAUAAAACGCUCACUGUCAGGCGUGCUAAUCAGGGUGCAACGCAACCUAAACCCGAGCAGGAGAGUGUGUUAUUGCAUGCGCAACAACAAAUUGCAUUACAGAGACUCAUGCUAGCUCCUACUAUUGCACCAGCGACAAAGGUUGUUUGCUUAACAAAUGUGGUUACCCCGGAUGAGCUCAAGGAUGACGAUGAUUAUGAAGAUAUACUUGAAGACAUGAGAACUGAAUGUGGGAAGUUUGGUACGCUGGUGAAUUUGAUAAUCCCCCGCCCAGUUCCCGGUGUAGAAAAUGCACCAGGUGUAGGGAAGGUCUAUUUGGAAUAUGCGGACACUGAGAGUGCUGUGAAAGCUCGCCAAGGACUGAAUGGAAGGAAAUUUGGGGGAAAUGAAGUUGUGGCAGUUUUCUACCCAGAAAAUAAGUUUUCGGAAGGAGAUUACAGCGCAUAGUUCGUCUUGUAGGAAGUUUUAUGUUUCUAUUCUAAUUCUAAGCUUCACUUAUUUGGAUUUAAAGUAGGUUUUGUUGCAAAGGCCUGUUCUGAUUUAGUGCUGCACGUAACCACCUCUAAAACCAUAUGUAUGAUGUUAUGAUUAUAAUAGAAUGUUUAUAUUUUUUGUUCUCAAA